UUGUCAUGUCAGCGUCUCUUCUCAAAAUAUCUCCUUGAGGAAUCUAGUCGGGCGCCUGUGAUCGACGUGAUCGUGCCGGCGUCCCCAAUCGCCACCAAAGAGGCAGCACAGCUGAGAGAUCUAAUUGACCAACGUGACCAUGAGAUCCGUAUCCUUUUUCCAUGUCCCCAUUUUCAGACGCACGGUGAAGCCGCUUUUUCAUUCUGA
This is a messenger RNA of Protopolystoma xenopodis, 207 nucleotides long. The record is from the annotation of a GenBank genome assembly. NCBI's taxonomy places the organism in Eukaryota, Metazoa, Platyhelminthes, Monogenea, Polystomatidea, Polystomatidae.